Messenger RNA from Drosophila innubila, 636 nucleotides. RefSeq names its product 40S ribosomal protein S29 (gene RpS29). Gene Ontology annotation, cellular component: ribosome; cytosolic small ribosomal subunit. The record is from RefSeq and is a predicted model, not a curated record. The transcript is spliced from 3 exons. The coding region runs from base 80 to 250 and encodes 56 amino acids. Gene Ontology annotation, molecular function: structural constituent of ribosome; zinc ion binding. Gene Ontology annotation, biological process: translation. Lineage: Eukaryota; Metazoa; Arthropoda; Insecta; Diptera; Drosophilidae.
GGGGAAUGACAGUUCUAGUGUCAAGCAGCCAUUUUUUGCCCUCUUCUUUCUUUUCGAUUUUUCCAUCGUAGACGCCAACAUGGGUUUCGCUACUCUCUGGUACUCGCAUCCCCGUAAAUACGGCCAAGGCUCCCGAUGCUGCCGCGCCUGCUCGAACCGUCACGGUCUGAUCCGUAAAUACGGCCUGAACAUUUGCCGUCAGUGCUUCAGGGAAUACGCCAACGAUAUUGGCUUCAAGAAGCUGGAUUAAAUGUCCGCUUCAAAGUUAGACAUGCUAUAAGUGUGUCGAACAACAAAUAGGCAUAUUAAUAUAAGCAGUCGCUUUAUGGGGACUACGUAUAUUAAUAUGCCGACAGCAACAGCAACAACAAAGCAACAACAAUAUAAUCAUUGGGAGAUUUAAAUGACAACACACCCAGAAUCAUCUGUAAUCUGUAAUAAACAAGCAACAAGGAAAGUGCAAGAAAAUGCCGGAUCAUAUAUCAUCAAUAAAAGGAUACAACCGAGUCAAAUCACACAAGAGCGGAUUAAGUGCCCCAAUCUCAAAUCAAGCGUAAUUCCUGUCUUGUAGUUGUUGCCUUCUACGAAGGUUAUUCGUUUAAAUCUCCGUCUGAUUAAACCCAUAACAAGUAACAA